AUGGCGUCGAUCAUGAACCUUCCUCCAGUGGUCUCCCGGCGUAUCUCUUUCUUCAUCAUCCCAGACGCCCACAUCAAAGUGCAGCGUAAGACGAGGAUUGCCAACCUGUACGACGUCUAUCACGUCGCUCUCUUGAACGGUCCCGCGUGGACAGAUUUUCACAGCCUUAAACGCACGUCCAAGGCAGUGCAAGCCUUCUACAACCACGAGUACAACAUGUUGAUUAGCGGAAACUCCCUCAGCAUCGUGAUGGACAUGGUCGUCCAUGCUGUCGACCCUACACUACCCCUACCAAUCUCUUUUCUCGGACCAGUCGCGCCGUUGCCGUUUCUGCAGGCAUUCACAAGGCUGCAAGUCAACACCACCUACACGAUCGAGGAGAAGAUUAGGCCUGGAAGCUCGAUCGAGUCGGAUAUCGCGGUGGAGAACGUCACGGCUACGUACUGCCUCCACUCUCCUAGCUCGCCCGCUGCCCCUCUGCCCGGCCGAGCUGACGACCUCCUUGCCAUCACCUUCGAGAAUCUGCACACCAAGGCGAAGCCAGACAGUGACAUGGCAUUCGCAAUCGCCGCGAUCGAUGGUCUUGAGUGGGCUAUUCGUCACCAGCUCGUCGCGCAAGGUCACGUUCCCACGCCAUACCUACCGGCGGUUAACGCGAGAGGCUUGUAUCACCUUGGUCUUCUCUUCACCGAUCGCGCGAUCUUGUGCGCGGAAGCUAUGGAGGCUGUCACGCAAGCUCAGCCGAGAUUUGUCAUUGGCGAUCAUGCCUGCGGCGUGGAGUGGCAGCGUUGGGUUGAGGAGAUAGAGGAGUCGGACUUGGACGAUGAUACCAACGAAGAGGAUGGCGCCGGCGGGGAGGACGUGGACGGUUCACACGAGGAAAAGGACCCGAAAUGCCACUCAAGGUCGAAGCUUGGCGAGAAUGUCUACAAUGAGCACGGCUUGUCAACCGAGUACGACGCCGACGAUGAGAAGGGCUUCGGCCGACUCUGA
This is a messenger RNA of Zymoseptoria tritici IPO323, 993 nucleotides long. RefSeq lists its product as uncharacterized. The transcript has a single exon. NCBI's taxonomy places the organism in Eukaryota, Fungi, Ascomycota, Dothideomycetes, Mycosphaerellales, Mycosphaerellaceae. The coding region runs from base 1 to 993 and encodes 330 amino acids. The record is from RefSeq and is a predicted model, not a curated record.